Messenger RNA from Argiope bruennichi, 2011 nucleotides. RefSeq names its product large neutral amino acids transporter small subunit 2-like. NCBI's taxonomy places the organism in Eukaryota, Metazoa, Arthropoda, Arachnida, Araneae, Araneidae. The transcript has 9 exons. Gene Ontology annotation, biological process: amino acid transmembrane transport. Gene Ontology annotation, cellular component: membrane. The record is from RefSeq and is a predicted model, not a curated record. Gene Ontology annotation, molecular function: L-amino acid transmembrane transporter activity. Bases 159 to 1622 code for a protein of 487 amino acids.
ACCGGUUGAUUCUGACAAAAUCGCGAGCGGGUUUUAAAUCUGUUUACUCCAAGCACCUUUUGACAGUUCUUACGAUGCGGUCUUACAGAUUGGAACACAAACAAUCACCUUGCUCUAACCAGUUCAACUACUGAUUCUGUUACAUCAAAAGUUCCGAAAUGGAAGGCAAGAAAACAGCGAAUGGAACGACAGCACAUGUUCCGGUUCCAAAUGGACAAGACGUGCAACUUAAAAAACGAAUUACUUUGAUAAAUGGAGUGGCCAUCAUCGUGGGAACCAUCAUAGGUUCGGGGAUUUUCGUAUCUCCAAAAGGUGUGUACGAGCAUUCGGGCUCACUCGGGAUCUCUCUAAUUAUUUGGACUCUUUGUGGAGUGUUUUCGAUGUUCGGCGCACUCUGUUAUGCAGAACUUGGAACUUGUAUAACAAAAUCCGGCGGAGAUUACGCCUACAUAAUUGAAGCAUUUGGACCUGCAACUGCUUUCUUAAGACUUUGGGUUGGACUAUUGAUCAUAAGACCAGCAACACAAGCUGUUUUAGCCCUGACCUUUGGCUACUAUAUGCUGGAUCCUUUCUUUCCGAAUUGUCAUCCACCUGAUGAGUCGCUGAGGUUAUUGGCUGCUGUCUGUUUAUGUCUUUUAACUUAUAUCAAUUGCAGAAGCGUUCGAUGGGCGAUGCGGGUUCAAGAUAUGUUUACGGGUGCGAAACUUUUAGCGCUGGUUGCUAUCAUUAUAGGAGGCUCCGUAAGGAUCGGUCAAGGUCAUACCCAAUAUUUAGAACGGGCAUUUGAAGGUGAAUUUACAGCCAAAUCCAUCUCUUUAGCAUUUUAUUCCGGACUCUUUGCGUAUGGCGGCUGGAAUUAUUUAAACUUUGUCACUGGGGAAUUGAAAGAUCCGUACAAGAAUCUGCCAAGAGCUAUUUGGAUUGGUCUUCCCCUUGUCACAUGCGUCUAUGUCCUAGUGAACGUGGCAUACUUCGCUGUUGUCUCGCCAACGGAACUUUUGGCGUCACCGGCCGUUGCUGUGACUUUUUCAAAUAUUCUGUUUGGUAAACAAGUUGCUUGGUGUAUGCCUAUUUUCGUAGCAUUAUCAACUUUUGGAGGUGUAAAUGGAAAUCUCUUCACAUCCGCUAGGUUCUUUGCUACAGGCGCCCACGAGGGUCAACUUCCGGAAAUUCUUGGUAUGAUUAGCGUUCGAAGAUGUACUCCUGUGCCUGCUUUACUUUUGACGUGCUUUAUGUCGUUGAUGAUGCUAUGCACAAGUGAUAUCUACGCGCUCAUCAACUACUUGAGUUUCGCUCAGUGGCUGUGGACUGGACUUGUCAUAUUGGGAAUGAUGGUGUUGCGAGUGAAGCAACCUCAUCUUCACAGACCUAUAAAAGUCUCUCUCGUCUGUCCGAUCGUCUUUCUGGCAUGCUGUAUAUUCCUGACUGUCGUUCCCAUGUUCGCCGAACCCUUCGAAACUGGAAUGGUCCUGCUCGUCAUGCUUGCUGGUUUGCCAGUGUAUUUGGUGUUCUUCUACAAAUCCAAGGGAUACUCUGUGCCAAAAGAUUCAAUGACUAUGAGAAUUACGAGGCUUCUGCAAAAAACUUUGGAAGUUGUUAAUCCGGAUGAAAAAUUCUCAUGAAACUUUCACCAGAUACCUGUCUGAAGAAGCUAACAGACAUUUUCCAAGAAUUACUUAACCUCAACAAAUUGUUGAUGGUCAAGUUCAUAUUCUGCAUUCAUUGUAUUACGUAUAAUAGCGCUAUUUUAUUUUGCUGUGUGGUACAACAAGUUAUAAUGUAUACAGUGUGCUUUAAAAUGGAUGUUGUGGACGUUAAAGGCAUCUGUUGCCAAGCAUGCAUACAUAUAUGAUUUUGUGUUGUGAAAUAUGCAGUAUUCUGUUUUCUGUAAAACUGUGAUCAUCUUCAUUGGUUAUUUUAUUUGCCUGUUAUGAAAACUGGAGCCAUUAUUGCGUUUUAGAAUUGUAUUUAUGUCACUGAUAUUCAAAAUAAAUGUUUAAAUGUAAUUUUA